CAGUCAGAGCAGUUCAAACGCUGAGACCGGCGCGGGCGGCGGUUUUAAUAAAUUUGUUUUUUUUUUUGCGUCAACUUAGAAUACUCGGACUCGCGAAGACUAGCUGUUCAGUUCAUGUAUAGAUCUGAACCAGUGUGCAUCUAUAUUAUGCUGCGUCAGUUUAUACGCGAGACUUUUAAGUGAAUUGAUUUUUUGUUUAUUUAUUUUUUUACAAUGGCGCAGCAAAACGGUUUUAUCGUGCCCUCGGUUUGUCCCUUCAGUGGUUUAAGUGCGAAAAUUAAUGGAGAUGUGGAGUCGCAAAAGUCUGAGAAACCAGCUCUUCGCAUUAAGAUGCCUCAGCCCAUUGAGCUUGUGAACCAUGACAUUGAAGGAUAUGAGAACUACGACACUCUACAUUCUCAAAUCGACGAGGUUUCCAGUAGCUUCAACACAAGAUGUACAGAGAAAGUAUGUCAAUCGAGUAUAAUGAGUAUCCCCGGCAGAGAAGAGAACGUGCGCACUCCAGAAGAAGUUUAUAAAGAAGCAAAAGUUUUUCUCAGCCAAUACUACGCUUCUAUUCGUAGAGAAGAUUCAGAAGCACACAGAAUAAGAUUAGAAGAAGUAAAGAAAGAAUUGGAUGAAAAAGGAACAUACCAAUUGAAGUCUUCCGAGCUUGUGUUUGGGGCGAAAUUGGCUUGGCGCAAUGCUACCAGAUGCAUCGGAAGAAUACAAUGGAAGAAAUUACAGAUGUUCGACUGCAGGGAAGUAACUACUGCCAGUGGAAUGUUUGAAGCUCUCUGCACUCACAUCAAAUAUGGAACGAAUAAAGGACAGAUAAGGUCAGCAAUAACAAUAUUCCCUCAACGUACAGACGGCAAACACGAUUAUAGGAUAUGGAACCCACAGCUCAUCAGUUACGCUGGGUAUCGCAUGCCCGACGGCUCCAUACUUGGAGAUCCUGGCCGUGUGGAGUUUACUGAUGUAUGUUUGAAGCUAGGAUGGAAUCCAAAAGAGAAGACUGCAUGGGACAUAUUACCGUUGGUGCUGUCAGCUGAUGGAAAAGACCCGGAAUACUUCGAGAUACCCAGAGAAAUAGUUAUGGAAGUGCGUAUGGGUCAUCCUAGAUAUGAUUGGUUCCCAGAUCUUGAUCUCCGCUGGUAUGCGUUACCAGCCGUCUCUGGCAUGAGAAUGGACUGUGGAGGUCUAGAAUUCACUGCUACUGCCUUCAAUGGUUGGUACAUGGGCACUGAGAUUGGCUGCAGAAACUUCUGUGACAGCAACCGGUUUAAUAUCCUUGAGACCAUAGCAACAAAAAUGGGUCUGGAUACAAAUAUGGCAGUAUCCUUGUGGAAGGACAGGGCUCUUGUGGAAGUAAACAUAGCAGUGCUGCACAGCUUUCAUAGAGACAACGUGUCUAUCGUGGACCACCACUCGGCCUCGGAACAGUUCAUGAAACACAUGGAAAAUGAGAGUAGAGCACGGGGAGGCUGUCCAUCUGAUUGGAUCUGGAUAGUCCCACCGAUGUCAUCGUCUCUGACUCCAGUGUUCCAUCAGGAGAUGGCUCUCUAUUACCUUAGACCUUCGUAUGAUUACCAGGAACCUGCUUGGAAGACCCACCAAUGGUCGCGAUCCGAUGGCGUGAAAUCGAAACGCAGAAAGUUCCACUUCAAGCAGAUUGCUCGAGCCGUCAAGUUCACUUCCAAACUGUUUGGCCGAGCCCUCUCUAAGCGCAUCAAGGCAACAAUUUUAUUCGCAUCCGAGACAGGCAAAUCUGAACAGUAUGCCAAGGAACUAGGAGCCCUUUUUGGACACGCUUUCAAUGCACAGGUCCAAUGCAUGUCUAAAUACGAUAUGUUCUCAAUUGAGCACGAAACUCUCCUCAUUAUUGUUGCGUCUACCUUUGGGAACGGAGAACCACCCACAAAUGGAGAAGACUUUGCCAAGCAUCUAGUCGAAAUGUUAAACAAUGAAAAGGAGAGCCAACUUGAUAUAGCGGAAUUAUGUUCCUCGGGUUACAAAACACCAACGAAAUCUCCAAGUCUGUUGAGAACAAACAGUUUCGUGGCAUCCAGUAGGGAUUAUAAUCGCCACCAGCUAGCACGACUGGAGUCAAACAAGAGUAUGACAGGAACAUCAUCAAUUGAACACAUAGCCCCUCUAAGCAACGUACGCUAUGCAGUAUUCGCGCUGGGCUCCAGUGCAUACCCUAAGUUCUGUAACUUUGGUAAAUUCAUUGAUAACAUCAUUGGUAACCUGGGUGGAGAAAGAAUAAUAGAUUUAUGCUGCGGAGAUGAAAUGUACGGACAGGAACAACGUUUCCGUACGUGGUCGUCUGAAAUAUUCCUAGAAUCCUGUAAGACAUUCUGUCUAGAUGAAAGCGACAUGGUAAGGGAGGCACAGAAUGCCCUGGGUAUCAUUCCAGUCACAGAAGAGACGGUACGAUUUGGUAGACCAACAACAGAACUGCCAGUAAUUAAUGCUUUAGAAGCAGGAUUUAGAAAGUCUCUAGUUACAUACGAAGUAAAGGAAAACAAAACAUUGUCUGAACAUAAGGAAACGAAUGCCGAAACUAUAUUUGUUGAUCUACAACCAAAGAGUGAAAUAAAAUACGUCCCUGGUGAUCACAUUGGUGUUAUGCCAGUGAAUAGAAAAGAAAUAGUAGACGCUGUUCUAGAAAGACUGAGAGGAGUUGAAGAUCUUGACAAAAUAGUACAACUCAAAAUCAUGAAGGAAACUCUAACACCCACAGGUACCGUUAAAAACUGGGAGAGAUACGAAAGAUUACCACCGGCAUCCAUUCGCAAUAUCUACACAAGGUUCUUGGACAUCACAACGCCACCAACGACCAAAGUACUCAAGUACUUGGCAGAAUCGUGUACUGACGAGGCGGAAGCCGAACAAAUCAAUGAACUGGUUACGGAUUCAAACAAAUACCACGACUGGAUCAGCUUCCACUAUCCUCAUUUGGCAGAAGUAUUCGCUCAGUUCCCCUCCUGCAGACCACAAGCAGCUCUACUCGCUACGCUGCUGAGUCCCUUACAGCCCAGGUUCUACUCCAUUUCCUCUUCACUCUUGGCACAUCCUCAGAGGGUCCAUAUCACGGUUGCUGUUGUCGUUUACAAGACUCAAAAUGGCGAAGGACCAAUGCACUAUGGUGUUUGCUCAAACUAUCUGAAAAGUCUACAACCCGGAGACGAAAUCAUUGCGUUUAUCAGACAUAAACCAAGUUUCCAAAUGCCAAAAGACAUAUCAGCUCCACUGAUCCUGGUAGGUCCCGGUACAGGAAUCGCACCAUUCAGAGGAUUCUGGCACCAUAGAAGACAUCUCAUCAAAGAGCUGGUGUCUCAUAACCCUGGACCAGUUUGGCUGUUCUUCGGAUGCAGAUACAAGAGCAUGGAAUUGUAUAAAGAAGAGAAGGAAGAAGCAGUGCUUGAUGGCACGCUGCAUAAAGCUCGUUUGGCCCUGUCCAAAGAAGAGGGGGAUCAUAGAAAAUACGUGCAAGCUCUCUUAGAAGAUGAAGGAGCAGAAAUGACCAGACUGUUGGUUGAAGAACAUGGUCACUUCUACGUGUGCGGUGAUUGCAAAAUGGCUGACGAUGUGGAACAAAAACUGGAAGAAAUCAUCCAGAAACAUGGAGACAUGACAAAGGAGGAUGCGAAGGAAUUUAUCGACAGCUUGCGGAAUGAGAAUCGGUACCACGAGGAUAUCUUCGGUAUCACCCUUCGAACUGCUGAAGUGCACAGCGCAUCCAGAGCGACGGCUAAACGAACGCGCUUAGAAUCCUCAACACAAUGAACGCCGUGGUGAUCACCAGUGACCGACGUUAGCGGAGGAUUUGCCUUCAACAGUUUUCUAUUGGCAGUCAAAGACUUAAAAACACAAACGUCAACUAGUUCAUUAGUAGAAUAAUCUUUAGCAGAUGGCAGCAGCGUAGCUUUUAAGCAUGUGAAUUUUGUAUGUUAUUUGAUUUUUUUUUUUAUUUGCAAUUGCAAAAUAAUGAUACUGUUAAAAUAAUCGAAUAUUCUUUAAGUUCUAUAUUUUCGUUAAAUUAUUCUAUAAGUAUUUUUAAGAUUUUUUUUUAGUGAACUAAGUAUGUGAAGACGUUAAAAUUAUAACCUAUUGUCAGAUAAAGUAGAUUAUGUUCGAUGCUUGUUUAUCUCCGUAAAAAUAUAAACCUGACAUUAAAAAUAAUAUAUUUUUACAUUAAAAUUUAAGGUUACGACCUAUAACAUUUGUAUAGUAGUAAUAGUAAUUAGAUUACAAACUAGAUAAGCUAGACUGUUGAAUUAAUUAUAAUAAAUAUUAAUAAGAUAUGUUAGUUUUGUUAACUUCAUUUAUAUGCAUUUAAUAAACGCCGAACAGUUGUAAUAAUAGCAGUUUUAGAUACUUAUUUUUAUACAGUUAUCUUAAUAAUAAAUAUACGUAAUCGAUUGAAUAUACAAUAUAUUAAGCGACAUUAAUUACAUACAUACAACAAGUACAUAUGGCGGGCUGUUUGUGUUAGCUCGUUUAGUACAUAAUGUAUAUUGUAAUCUAUCUCUAAUGUAGAAUAUCUACAAAUCUUAACAUAGUUAUUUUUAAUGAUAACUUUAAAUUGUCUUAUAUUUGAGUUUCUAUCUGUUUUGAUUGCUUUCGGAAAGGAAAGAUGUAUGUCUAUGUUCUAUUGAAAUAAGAAUACAUUGAAUUAUGGAACCUAACACUAUGUACUUACGACGCUUUUUUGUUUAUUCAAUCCAAAAUAAUUAAGACAUAGUAAAAUAAAAGACAUGUAUACGGAUAAUUCGUUAUUAUUUCGAUAAUAAACUCCUCUUAAAAUAAACGUUUAUAAAUAUUUGUUACAGACCAACUAUCAAACAAUUUGUUAUAUUAUUUUGUUAGAGAAUACUACUUUCUAUAUUUAAUUAGUUAAUUAAGAACAAUGCAAUGUAUUGAGUCCAGAAUGUAGCUUUAUAAGUACUUAUAUUGGAAUAAAAAUAAAAAUAUUGGUUUUUAAGAAGUAAUAAAACUACAACUAGAAUUAAAAAA
Messenger RNA from Spodoptera frugiperda (fall armyworm), 5004 nucleotides. It is a transcript of the gene NOS1, whose product is annotated as nitric oxide synthase. Gene Ontology annotation, biological process: nitric oxide biosynthetic process. The transcript is spliced from 22 exons. Bases 214 to 3774 code for a protein of 1186 amino acids. The record is from RefSeq and is a predicted model, not a curated record. Lineage: Eukaryota; Metazoa; Arthropoda; Insecta; Lepidoptera; Noctuidae. Gene Ontology annotation, molecular function: NADP binding; calmodulin binding; heme binding.